AUGUCCGUCCUCUUCACUGUCCCGAUCGCCUCGACGGGAGGCUCUAUCGUCUGCACCAACCCGACAGCGGGCCAGGGUCAAGAGCAGCAGAAUAUCUACUUGCUCACAUUUACCUCGCCCAAAGACAACCGGUUAACCCCAACUUUCAUCGAUGCGCUGGUUCUGGCGCUGGACAUUAUCGAGCACCGCUACCCGAAGGGCGUUGUCGUUACCACGAGCGGCAUCGCCAAGUUCUACAGCAAUGGUCUGGAUCUGGAUCUUGCCAUGAGCACAGAGGGUUUCCUGGACCAGUGGCUAUGGAAGCUCUUCCGGCGCUUCCUCACAUACCCCAUGCCAACCGUGUGUUUGCUGAAUGGCCACGCAUUUGCAGGCGGCUUCAUGCUUGCCAUGUACCACGACUACCGAAUCCAGAACCCCGACAAGGGUUUCCUUUGCGUCAACGAGCUGGAAUUCGGAGUCCCUCUCCAAACACCCAUGAUGUCGAUUUUCCGCGAGAAGCUCUCUCCCACCACCUUCCGGAAUGUGGUUUUGGAGGCACAUCGAUUUGGCGGGAGAGCAUCGCUGCAGGCUGGUAUUGUUGAUGCGGUUGGUGGAAUUGAUGAGGUCGUUGGGUUGAUUCGCGAUCGCAAGCUAUUGAACAAGGCUGCGACUGGCAUUUACGGUGUGAUGAAGGAGGAGAUGUAUUCGCGGGUCCUCAAUGGUCUUGAUGACCAUGCAGGAAACCUGGCAUGGCGAGAGAAGGUGGAAGAGAAGAAAGAGCUGCUGCAAAAGAAGGCCCUACGGAAUGUGGAGGAGUUUGAGAAAGGAAGCAAGGCCAAGCUUUGA
Messenger RNA from Penicillium cinerascens, 825 nucleotides. Its product is annotated as enoyl-CoA hydratase/isomerase family protein. Gene Ontology annotation, molecular function: enoyl-CoA hydratase activity; delta(3)-delta(2)-enoyl-CoA isomerase activity. The transcript has 2 exons. NCBI's taxonomy places the organism in Eukaryota, Fungi, Ascomycota, Eurotiomycetes, Eurotiales, Aspergillaceae. The record is from RefSeq and is a predicted model, not a curated record. Gene Ontology annotation, biological process: fatty acid beta-oxidation. The coding region runs from base 1 to 825 and encodes 274 amino acids. Gene Ontology annotation, cellular component: peroxisome.